AUGUCAAAAGCAGAGUAUGAAGAAGUGCCCAGUAGCGAAGAGAAGGAAAUUGGAGAUCCUACCAAUGACAUAAUACAACCAUAUGGGUAUGGAGUGCGACACGUGCAGGCUUUUCUGAUUUUCAUUUGUCUAACUGUAGGUUACACGGCUAGAGCGUACCUAAGUGUAUCAAUAGUCGCUAUGACAAAUGUAAACAAACAUUUAGAUAACAGGACAGAGGUAGCGGAAAAUAUUGAAUCUACAACAAUUGGGCUUCCAGGACAUGAACAUGAAUUCGAUAUUGGUGAUAAUGAAACAACGUUACAUCAUGUUGUUGAUAAUGAUGCAUUUGAUGAUACUCCUAUUGAAGAUUCGUUAGGAAUUUAUAGAACAUACGCAUGGCCAAAAUCCACACAAGAAAUGAUACUGUCGUCCUUUUUCCUCGGGUAUAACAUCAUGCAAUUUCCUAUGGGAUUGGUUACACAGCGAUGGGGCGGGAAAAUCCCCCUGCAAAUAGGACUGUUCAUAAACGGAAUUGCGGCCAUCGUAACGCCAUGGCUAGUUCUAUGGGGUGGAUGGAAAGCUGUUUGUGCGUGUCGAAUAGUCCAGGGUUUGUCACAAGCUGGGUUUUAUCCUGCCGUUCAAACAAUACUGGCGCAGUGGGUGCCAAAAUCUGAAAGAGGCAGGCUUGCAAGUUACGUUUACACUGGCUCAACAGUGGGUACCGUGGUAGCUUUCCAAGUUGGUGGUAUCCUGGCUGAAAGUGCAGGUGGCUGGCCAUCUAUAUUCUGGGCGUCGGGUGGCAUAUGUUUAGUCACAUUCGCCUUGCUCACAAUAUUUGGUGCUGCAACACCGGCUGAACAUAAAAGUAUAACUGUAGCAGAAAAGAACUUCAUUUCUAAUUCUUACAAUACUGCAGCUGUAGAAGAGAAGCCUAAAGUACCUUGGAAAGCAGUACUAACAUCGAGACAUGUUUGGGCAUGUCACUCUACUCAGAUCGGUAGUGGGGUGGUGUUCUUCUUCAUCUUCAAUCAAGUACCUUCAUACAUACACUCCAUCCUGGAAGUUAAUGUUAAAAGCAGCGGUCUAUUGUCGUCGCUGCCGUACGUCGCAGCUUGCUUCUGCUCUGUCACAUUCGGAGUGCUAUGUGAUUUCUGCAUUAAUAAAAAUAUAUUGAGUCUAAAAUCUUCUAGACAAAUGUUCAAUUCUGUGUCACAAAUUGGCGUAGCUGUUUGUUUGAUAACCGUUUCGUUCACAAAGAACCUCACUCUGGCUAUAAUACUCUUAAUGCUGGGAACUGGUUUGCAGACAGGAGUUCAUCUGGGAUGGAUGAUUAAUCAUAUAGACUUGACGCCAAACUUUAGCGGCACACUCAUAGCAAUUGGAAGCACGCUAAUGAACAUUUUUGUGUUAAUUACACCAGUGUUUGUGUCGUACAUUAUUACUGAUAUGACAAACCAACUGCAAUGGCGGAUCAUGUUCAUCACCGUGGGUAUUGUUGCUUUCGUAACUAAUGGCAUAUUUGUGGCAUUAAUGAGUGCUAAAACACAGCCGUGGAACGAGCCCAGUUAUGUCAAGAAAUUGAAUGAAAACAAAUGAAAUGCCCAGUUAUAUGGGUAGAUUCAUAGAUGUGUAUGUGGUCAUGAGAUUAGAGGAAAUGUUUAUAGUAGAGGAUUAGGAAUAAACUUU
This is a messenger RNA of Achroia grisella, 1668 nucleotides long. RefSeq names its product putative inorganic phosphate cotransporter. The transcript is spliced from 10 exons. Bases 1 to 1578 code for a protein of 525 amino acids. Gene Ontology annotation, cellular component: plasma membrane. Lineage: Eukaryota; Metazoa; Arthropoda; Insecta; Lepidoptera; Pyralidae. Gene Ontology annotation, molecular function: transmembrane transporter activity. The record is from RefSeq and is a predicted model, not a curated record. Gene Ontology annotation, biological process: transmembrane transport; monoatomic anion transport.